AUGGCAGAGUGGUGGUAUAAUACUUCAUAUCACACAUCUUUGAAAAUAACCCCUUUUCAAGCCCUGUAUGGUUAUCCACCUCCACAAAUUGGAGAACUUUCCAUUCCAUGUAACAUCUCAGAUGAGGCCAGAAUCACUAUAGAAGAGAAAGAAAAGAUGUUGAAGGAAUUGAAACUGAACUUAUCUAAGGCUCAGGAAAGGACUAAGCAUUUUGCUGAUAAGGGCAGGACUGAGAGAAGUUUCACUGAGGGAGAUAUGGUGUAUUUGAAGCUUCAACCAUACAGGUAUAAUGCAUUUGGACUAAGAGGUUCAAUUAAACUAAGGUCUAAAUACUAUGGACCCUUCAGGGUGAUUAAAAGGGUGGGAAUGGCGGCUUAUAAGCUUUUGCUACCAGAUGGAGUGAAUAUUCAUCCAGUCUUCCAUGUAAAUCAAUUAAAGAAGCAUUUGGGGGCUAAAGCUGUGCCAUUACCCAACUUACCUCUAGUGACAGCUGAAGGCAAGAUUAAGACAGAACCUCUGAAGGUGCUAGAACGGAGGAUUGUGCCCAGGAAUCAUGAGGCUGUAGCUCAAUGGCUUGUUCAAUGGGAAAACCUAUCUGCUGAUGACUCAACCUGGGAAGAUGCUAAGUUUAUCCAAUCGGUGUUUCCACACUUUAAUCCUUGA
This is a messenger RNA of Phragmites australis (common reed), 663 nucleotides long. RefSeq lists its product as uncharacterized. Bases 1 to 663 code for a protein of 220 amino acids. The transcript has a single exon. The record is from RefSeq and is a predicted model, not a curated record. Gene Ontology annotation, molecular function: nucleic acid binding. Lineage: Eukaryota; Viridiplantae; Streptophyta; Magnoliopsida; Poales; Poaceae.